AUGCUGCAGGAUGAAACGAGGCAAAUUUUGACUCGCCGUCAACCAGAGCAUAGUGGCGCUGCUCCUGUCACGAUGCCCCAGGUUGUCUCCAACCAUUCGCAAAUUGUCACACUGCAAGACAAGGCUGCAUCACGUAUUGACCCCUCCCAAUCUCCACGCGCUAUCUCAGUUAUCGGACCAUCGAUGAGGAACACGUGCUGGAAGGAGCAAGGCGCGGGGAUGAUGCCUGGUCGAAUUUGUGCACCAUCAGCAGAAUUCCAUCUUUUCGCGUUGAUGAUGGAGGACGGCAGCUUUCGCGUUGUAUUACUGCAUUGCAUGAUGAUGAAUGGCAACGACUUCAACUCUCCGGGGGGAGGGUUCGGCGCCCGCUGGACCGCGGGCGCCCGGCUGAGCGGCAGCGGGCAUGCUACUGCAGGGAGGACCCAGAAGCGCGCAGGCACAGGUCGGCAUGGCGAAGCAAGGGCUCAGCGGUUUCGGUCUGGGGGAGGCGAAACGAAAGGCCAAAUAAUAGGCACGGAACAGCAUGGUGCGGCGUGGGCUGCUCAUGUAACUUCGAUCCGACUGCAUGCAGAGGCCGAGGAUCACUGUCAUCAUCGUGUGAUGGUCACUUGGACGCGUGCCGCCGCAGCAAUGAUUGGUGACUGCCGCGAUCGCAAGCAAGGCGAGAGCAUCGUUGAUUCGGGUGGCACGGGGCAAGCAGAUGCCGGCGGUGUAUUGGAAGAAACGGCAUACGCCUAUAUUAGUGACGUUGAAGAAGGAAAUUAG
Messenger RNA from Pseudocercospora fijiensis CIRAD86, 765 nucleotides. RefSeq lists its product as uncharacterized. The transcript is spliced from 10 exons. The record is from RefSeq and is a predicted model, not a curated record. NCBI's taxonomy places the organism in Eukaryota, Fungi, Ascomycota, Dothideomycetes, Mycosphaerellales, Mycosphaerellaceae. The coding region runs from base 1 to 765 and encodes 254 amino acids.